UCAGGAAAUAAGCUCAUUUUACACCUCCCUGAGUUAAAUAACUUUUUAGUUUUACUUUUGAGUUUUAGGCCUACCUUUCUUCUGUUCUUGCAGCCAUUGUCUUCGUCUGGUGAUGCUACUUCUAGUUUUAUACUCUUGACAUCAUUCCCAAAUCAAAAUAUGAUUGAAUGAUAAUUUGAUUAUAGGUUAGAGAGAAAUAAUCUCAUAUUUAAAUUAAGAAAAACAUACUAAAUUACUAAAAUCUUGUAGUCGUCACUGUUUAACAUCCUUGGUGGGCACCUCUGAAGCUCCUGGAGGGCUACCUGGUGACCACGGGCACAACGUUGGUGACGCCUGCUCUAACUCUACUGAUGAUAAAUUAUAAAAUUCUUGGCUGCAGACUCCAUCAACACCAUGCUCAGAGACCUCACAACAACAUUUACCCACUACUGCCAUCUAGGCGUAGAGGAUGGGAAUGAGAAACCGGAAGUCCAUUGAGAGUAAUCUGUAAACGCACCAUGCUGCUUGCUACAAGCUAACAACACAACACUGGGCACACAUGAUGAUAUCUUUUUGAAGACAUCAGACACAGGUUGUGAAAUGGACACAUUGUUGCAUGGUGUCUCUGAUUUAACCAUUGAAUCGGACCCGAGUCCUAAUUGCGAGAGUGUACCAGUGGAGCAGGAGGAGGAAGAUAUAUCCAGAGACCUACUGGAGCUGCCAAUAGAGAUAUGUGAAAGACGACCCACUUGUCAACGUUGCUGCCGACCAGUGAAGGUCUGCCUCUGCCCCUUCCUCCCUGCUCAUCCUCUGGAGGUCUCCACAGGUCUGUACAUCGUCCAACAUCCAGCUGAGGAAAGCCGGGUGCUUCGCACAGUUCCGCUCCUAGCCGCCUGCUUGCCACCCGGGAAAUGCAAAGUCUUCGUCGGACGGAGGUUCAAUAAAGAAAGGAAUGCGGAGCUGGCGGCGGUGUGCCAUAGCAGCAAGACCCUGCUGCUGUACCCUGGAGCUGAGGCCCGGAACCUGGAGGACAUGAGCGAGGAGCUCAGCGGGGAGGAACACAACGUCAUCAUCAUCGACGGCACGUGGAGCCAGGCCAAGGACAUGUUCCUCAGGAACUCUCUUUUCCACAUUCCCAAGCAGGUCCAGUUGAACACCACCCUCUCCAGUCAGUACGUGAUCCGCACCCAGCCCACUAACAUGUGCCUGUCAACACUGGAGUGUGCAGCCAUUACUCUGUCCAUCAUGGAGAAGAACCCCGCCAUACAAGAGGUUCUCCUGAAGCCUCUUCAGGCCCUCUGCUCCUUCCAGCUGCAGCAUGGUGCCCAGGUCCACCACAGCAAGGAGCACCUCCUGAAGUCCGGCCUCUACGACAAGCCGCUACCCAAAAACAAGCGCAAGAUCAAGAGGAUACAGAAGCUCAUCACCAACCAGAACAUCUGAGCAAAUACUAUUCUGGAGCGAUGGGAACACUCAGCAGACAAUUUGAAGAAACGCUUUCUCACCUGCACACUUCGUUGUUUUCUUUAAUAUACAACGUUUCGAUCCUAGACCUUCAUCCGGUAAACAUCUGUGUGCUGAGUGACCCUUGGGCCAUCUCCGACGCACCUGCCAGCUGAGGUGUAUAUAUAAAAAAAAAAAAAACAGUUGUGAAGAGUGGAGCGAUGGGACAUUGGAAUACAAAGGAAAUACGCAGUCUGCGCUUCUGAAAUAACAAUCAAGUGGAAUCCAGCGCAGGACUAGAUCAUAAAUGGAAAGGAAAAAGAAUCUAGUGCCACACCACACGGAUGUCUUUUUUUCUGCAGUUUAUUUUAACAGUGCAGUCAGACUAACAUUUCGACAUGAGAGUCCUCCAGAGGACUCGAAUGAAGACGCAUGUCGAAACGUUAGUCUGAUUGCACUGUUAAAAUAAACCAAGGAACAUUAGGAAUACAGACAACAAUACUGGAUUUACUAUACCUCUAUUUAUGCGACUAAAUUUGGAUCUGCAGAAUUCUACACCUUGGAGAUCUGCGAAAAGAACUGAUGUUCUGUCAUCAUUGUGAGUGACGGAGAUAUAAGGAAUGGAAUUCUAUUCAAAUGUGUCGAUGUAGAGCUGCUGUGCAGACCAUUCAGCUUGAAAACAUUUGCUUUUCAACUCCUUAAGAUUUGUGAGAAAUCACUUCUACAUGAAUUCCGAGAGUUUUAAAGAAUGUAAUACUGUACUAAGAGCAACAGGGAAGUAGUAAUAAAGUAGACACAGGGAGUGCGUCUUAAUAUGCGACCUUGCCUCCUCCACUUGCGCUUGUCUCCUCGUCCCGCCUCCUGGCCCCUCCUCCGUGGAGAAAACGAUACAGUUUCCCAGCUGUCAGCCUAGCCACAACAACUUUUGAGGGACUGUUUUUCAUUCACCAUCCCAAUUGCAAAUGAGAAAAAGAGCUUUUGCAAGAUAUUGAAAUAUAAUGCUGUUGUCAGUGAUGUCAUCAUGACGAGAAGCAAGUGGAGGAGGCAAGUGGAGGAGGCAAGCUCGCAUAUUAAGAUGCACUCAGGGAAUAGGAAAAGACACCUAGUACCUCCAGUUCAUUCACAGAGCUUCAAAUGCAUGUUUAGGUCCAGAAAUAUUGAAGGACAUAAUUAUGUUGUUUUAUUUUUUAUUUAUUUAUCAUUAGUGUUAUUUCAGAACCUAUUGUGUUUUUUUUCCUUCAUAUGACACUAAUGUUUUUAAAAGGGUAUUUUAAUUUUUGUAAUGUUUUCGUCAUGAAUGACAAAUUUGAGCAAUAAUGGUUUGCGAUAUGGCCUGCACCUCUCAAAAAUAGCUGGUUGACACGAAGAUAGUACAAAUGUGUAAUUAUCUAUUUGUACCACAGCAGUAGGGUGUGCUUUAGAGGAAUAUUAAUUACUGUAAUACGCAGCGAAACUAAAACAGGUGGGAAAUAAAUUGGCAAUAAAUAGGCACAUCAUUACACUCAGGCACAUAUUCUUGUACUUUAGGAAUCAAAAGAAGAGAGGGGCUGUAGUGCUAUGUAGAGAUGCACCGGAUCCUGAUUUUUAGGAUCCUGCCGGAUACCGGAUCCACUGCUUAAGAUCCUGCCGGAUCCGGAAUCGGAUACCGGAUCCUACGAAAGGGUUGAAACACAUAGCCUACUCACACACGUGGGCCCUUUUUAUCACGUUGUCUCAAACUAUUUUGACUGAAAAGCCUCGGCUACCGGAUCCUGGAUCCUGGAACCGGAUCCGGAUCCUGUGAAAAACCCUAUUAUCCUGCCGGAUCCGGAACCGGAUCUUGGAUCCGGUGCAUCUCUAGUGCUAUGUACUAUAUUGGCCAUGAUAACAACCAAUUUAGCCUUGUAUUAUAACUAUGUUGUUCUUAGGAUUAGAGGUUGCCAUUCUGUCACUGUGUUGCUGUUCUGAAAAACCAAGCACCAUUGUACAUGUAAGUAUUAAAGAGAUUUUUUAUUACCCAUCAACCAAAGAUAUUUUUAGUGAAUUCACUGACCUACAACCAUUGUUGGGGGGGGGGGGACACUUGGCAUUUUGUGAAUAAAAAACAAAUACUGAAAUUUUCAAAAUAUUAAAUUAUAAGAUGGUGAAUUGUGCAAAGUCAACCCAUCACAAUACAAACCAUUUGUUUUGAGGGCGAUGGUGUGCUCAUUUGAAAUUUGAGCCACGCAACAAAACUCAAAAGUUGGGAGAGGGCAAUAAAAUGCUGUGAGGCGGUGGCAGGCUUAUAAUGAUGUCAAGUGGGCGCUUAUUCAAAAAAUGGACUCAGAUGACACACAAACUGCCCUCUGAUUUGCCCCCUCCAGGCAUCACAGAUGAAUCAUUCAACUCAAUUCAAUGGUCAGUUGGAAAGAUGUCAUGUACUGUAUGAUGGCAUGGGGGUGCAGUAGUGCCUUGGUUAAGGUCUUCUUACUCAUGUGGAAUGAAUGAAUGCUGAAUGAUAUAUCUGGGUUUUUCCUCAGCCUAAACAGUCACCCAUGCAUUGUAUUUCUCUACUAUGUUCCAACAGUGUGGCUCCAUCAUAGUAACCAGAUGAUAAAAUGACCAGCUUCCAGUCAGGAUCUGUAACAUACACCCGUCUCCAAAAGAGUUGUCGCCUAUCCAUCUGUUUGGAAUAACAGCUAAUAACCUGACAUUCAAUUAAUCACUUGGCUUCAGAAGUCACUCAUAUGAAAGCUAUAACCCUCCCGAAUGAAAAUGUAUGUACAAAAAUAAAUUUCAUGCACCAAAGAGAG
Engraulis encrasicolus (European anchovy) is the source of this 4193-nucleotide messenger RNA. It is a transcript of the gene dtwd2, whose product is annotated as DTW domain containing 2. The record is from RefSeq and is a predicted model, not a curated record. Lineage: Eukaryota; Metazoa; Chordata; Actinopteri; Clupeiformes; Engraulidae. The transcript is spliced from 6 exons. Bases 580 to 1422 code for a protein of 280 amino acids.